Messenger RNA from Rubroshorea leprosula, 1890 nucleotides. The record is from the annotation of a GenBank genome assembly. Lineage: Eukaryota; Viridiplantae; Streptophyta; Magnoliopsida; Malvales; Dipterocarpaceae.
AGAGUGUUAAUGGUGGAAUUCGAAUUUCCAACCCUGGUGGAGGGAGAGGGGUUACUGCAACUUCAAGGUGUCCGAAGGACACUUUCAGGUGCUUUUUUUUUUUUUAAACACUAAUCCCUAAUUUUUUUCAUUUUCCCUUCUUCUCAAUCUGCCGAUCUCCUCUUCGAACAAAUUCUUUGCCGUCGCUACUUCGGACUGCUCUGGUUAGCAUGGAAUUUCCUUCCGUCUCGUUCUGGUCUCUUUUCUUCUUCAUUCUCACCCUAUAGUAGAUUUCCCUUUUCCCGAUCUUGCUGCUCUAUUCAAGCUCAGACAUCCUCAUCCUCCUCAUCCCAGAUCCAAUGGUGUAGCCUCUAAUCUUCAACGGCUAAGCGCCAGAUCCAGUGUUCAAGAUUGGGAUUUGCCAGUUACCGGUGAUGCCGGAUAAAGAGAGGAACAUUUGCGCGUGCUCUAAGGGCCAUCGAGGAGGAUGCAGAAAAGGUUGCCGAGCUUGUUCUGUUGCCUGUGAGUUUUCGUAGUAUUUAAAUCAGUAGCUUCAUUUUUUAAAGAUUAUUUCGGGUUUUAGCAUGAUCAGUUGCCACUAACUGCACUUGUUCUCAUACUAUUACCGCUGGCUUAUGCUUUUCUUUUUGCAUUUUGUGUUGGAAAAUUGAACUUUCAGAGGAGGUGAUGAUAUUUAUUUAACUUCUACUGCUACUGUUUGGGUUUCUAUUGAGUUAUCUAGCUCGAUACUUGUUCUUGAUUUUUAUAUUGAUUUCUCCUUCCUACCAACAAAUGAAUUCAACAUACCCAUUUUCCUCCUGUAAAGUCGAAGUCUUUGCUUUGUAUCUAUCGAGUCUCUCCUCUCACUCGAAUCAGGUAUGGAGUAUGGUAAUGGGAUUUGGGUAUGAAAAGCAACCCAGUUUGGAAUUGACGCUAAAGGUUUGACUUUGGCGAGACAUGUUAACCUCCUUUCCUUGGUGUGCAGUACCUAAAAAACCCUAGCUUUUUGCUCCAAAUUGCAAUUCCAUCCCUUGUUAUCUCUGGAGGAAAAAAAAAAAAGGGUAACAAAUUUCUGAUAUUUAUGUUUCCUUUUACCUGAUUGCUUACUUUAUAUUGCGUUGAUGUUUUUUGCUUAAUUAUUAUUUUAAAGUUUCUCUAGUUCCAUUAUUUUCUGCUCUGUUUUUGGUUGUUGAGUGUGAUGGGGAGCUUGAUUUAUCUCAGUUUGGCUUCUUUAUGUUGUUCACUGCCUCUUAUGCAUGUCUGUUGAUUGUGUUUAUGCCUUUGCUAUUGCAAAAUGCCUUUGUUAGCUUUUUUUUUUUUUUUUUUACUCUCAACUUGCCUCUUUAUUAUUAGUAGUAACCAGCUGUAGCUUUUCUUUGUAAAUGAUGUAUAUUGGCUAGCAAAUCUUGUUGCUUUGUCAGUUUUGACAAUUCCAUGAGAGAAUAUAUCUUGAUGGCCUAUUAUUUGAUUUCUGCUGUUUUAUUAGCCUAGAAGCCUGCUUUGAUUUUUGCUGUUCUAUCAUCCUUGAAGCCUGCAUCAGCCACGCUUUUGGGUAAAAGCAGAGGUGGACCCAUUUUUAAUUUUUCCCAACCAAAUCUGUGAAGAACACUGGAUACCAUAUCACUGUUCCAUGAAAAAAUAGUACAAACACUUGGGGGCCUAUUGUUCUUGAUGGUAGUGUUCUCUUUUGGCUCUGGAAAGUCUCAGACAGAAAGAGGUGGGGGUAGAAAAUGGGGAAAUAAAGUGAAUGUUCUCAUGCUACAGUUUAAAUUACUUAUCUUGAGCAAGCCAUUUAAGUAGUAAAAUUCAAUUCAGUAAGCUUGUGUAAAGAUUGUUAUUGUUACUGUUAUUGAUACUAUCAAAUUUAUGUUUGUAUAGAUAUUAUUUAAAGGAUAAAAUCAUUUCAAAUGU